Messenger RNA from Adelges cooleyi (spruce gall adelgid), 1387 nucleotides. RefSeq names its product bax inhibitor 1-like. Gene Ontology annotation, molecular function: enzyme binding. The transcript has 5 exons. NCBI's taxonomy places the organism in Eukaryota, Metazoa, Arthropoda, Insecta, Hemiptera, Adelgidae. Bases 234 to 944 code for a protein of 236 amino acids. Gene Ontology annotation, cellular component: mitochondrial membrane. Gene Ontology annotation, biological process: negative regulation of endoribonuclease activity; cellular response to unfolded protein; negative regulation of apoptotic signaling pathway. The record is from RefSeq and is a predicted model, not a curated record.
UGUUCUAGUAUAUUCGUCACGGCAACAGAGUCGAGUGUAUUGGUAAUUGGCAUUUAGCAUUAACAUUGAACAUUUGUGUGGUCAGUUCGGCAUACGCACAGUUAAAUAAAUCUACAAGUGUAAAUAAUUCGACAUUUGCGGUUAUCGUAUAAACAACUCGUGUAGUUUCGUUUAAAUAAUUGGCCCGAAGUUAUUCCAUCGACUACAAAGGAGAAGAAUACUUUCGACCGAAAAUGUCGACUACGUCGUCGUUCCGCACUUUCGCCCGUUCGUUUGGGUCGAAAAUUGAAAAACCAGUACGUACACAUUUGGUUAAUGUGUACGCUUGCUUGACCGUGGCAAUGAUAGCAGCCUCAGUUGGAGCUUAUGUGCACGUGUUCACAAACUUUCUAAGCGCUGGAAUACUCACAGCUCUUGGUGCAACUGGAUUGCUACUGGCACUUAUGUACACUCAAGACAACGGAAAAAACCACUCACUCAGAUUAGGAUACUUGAUCGGAUUUGCAUUUUUCACAGGACUUGGAAUUGGACCACUUGUGGAAUAUGUUAUCCAGGUUGAUCCUAGUAUCAUACCAACAGCAUUUUUGGCAUCGACUUUGGUGUUCACAUCGUUCAGUCUUUCUGCCAUUUUUGCUGAACGUGGAAAGUGGCUUUAUUUGGGAGGCACUUUAAUGUCAUUGUUAUCAGUACUUAUGUUGAUGUCUUUCGCUAACUUAUUCUUUGGCUCCGAUCUUAUUUUCAAAUCGUACCUCUACUUGGGACUCGCUUUGAUGAGUGGAUUUAUACUGUACGACACUCAGUUAAUCAUGGAAAAAAGGAGAGCUGGAGACAAGGAUUUCAUUGCUCAUUCGGUCGACCUGUUUGUGGACUUCAUCGGUGUUUUUAGAAGAUUGCUCAUCAUACUUGCUCAGAAGGAACAAGGAUCGAAGAAGCGUAAAGACUGAAUGAACUGCAAACGCUUGUACCUAUUUUAUUAAUGUUAACAACCAGCAAUUUACCAACUAAAUAUUGUAAUAUCAUCUACUAUGAACUAUUCACAAAAUAAAAUUUAAAGUUAAAAAAAAAAAAAUAGUGGGUUUAUGUUUUAUUAGUUUGGUAAUUUUCUAAAUAUAAAUAUAUAUAUUAUACUCUGUAAGUCUUCAAAUAGAAUACUAUAAAAAGUACCUCGAAUCUAAUGUUGUGUAUGAUGGUGUAGGCAAUUUAGAUAAUAUAUUAUAUGAUGUAGAUACGUUAAAAAUUAAAUUUCGUAGAUAACGUUUAUGUAUUUAUUAUCAAAUGUUGUAAUAACGGAUUCUUAAAAAAAUUAAAGACUAAUGUGUAAUUUGUUAUUAUUUUGUUGUUUUUUUCAAAUUUAAAUUAUAAUAAAAAAUAAAAUACACUUAUUUAA